Magallana angulata is the source of this 687-nucleotide messenger RNA. RefSeq lists its product as uncharacterized. Lineage: Eukaryota; Metazoa; Mollusca; Bivalvia; Ostreida; Ostreidae. Bases 41 to 661 code for a protein of 206 amino acids. The record is from RefSeq and is a predicted model, not a curated record. The transcript has 3 exons. Gene Ontology annotation, biological process: tissue regeneration; cell adhesion. Gene Ontology annotation, cellular component: membrane.
GCUGGACACGGAAGGCUUUAUUUACACAGAAUAAGUUGAUAUGUCUCCCGGCAACAGUUCCGAACAGACUGUUUCGUUAGAGAUGAGUCCAAAUGAAAAAGACAGUCUGACUGGAACCAACGAAAUGGUUGUCACUUCAGCUGCUAGACCAAUGAACGAUUCUCAAGACAGAACAGAUUUCAAUGAUGUUGUAACCAUGUACAAUGGCGUCACAGGUGGCACUAGCAACAACAAUCCUUCUGGGAGUGGUUUCACUGACAGACAAAACAUCGUUCGAGGGUUCUGCGACGCAUCACUAAUGGCGGCAAAUGUGUCUCAGCUACGCGCGGUAUUGGACGGGGACCCGGCAUACAGAUUCUUCACCCCUCUACUGGUCUUGAUUGGAUUGUCUUUGAUCUUACACAUAGGGUUUGGUCUUAUAAUGAUUCAAAGGUGGCGAAAAGCAAGAAAAGCCCACUUGGAACAUGUGAAGAAAGCAGAAGAGUCGGACUCGCAGGGGCAGGGGCCCAAUACGAUAGCAAGCGACCCCCGAGGGAUCGUCUGUGCCUGCGAAUGGUGUGCGACUGUUGAGUGGUACGAUGAGAUCAGUAUAUUCAUUGUGUUUUUUGUUAUUGUUUUGAAUGUUGUGAUCGCAGUACUAGGGUUAAGGGACAGCAAGUAGUUUUUGGAAAAGCAACUACAUGUAUA